AUGGGGAGGAAAAAGAUUCAGAUUCAGCGGAUCACAGACGAACGCAACAGACAGGUGACGUUCACGAAGCGGAAGUUCGGUCUGAUGAAGAAGGCGUACGAGCUGAGCGUCCUGUGCGACUGCGAGAUCGCCCUCAUCAUCUUCAACCACUCCAACAAACUGUUCCAGUACGCCAGCACCGACAUGGACAAGGUUCUGCUCAAGUACACCGAGUACAACGAGCCGCACGAGAGCCGGACCAACGCCGACAUCAUCGAGACUUUGCGAAAGAAAGGCUUUAACGGCUGCAACAGUCCAGAACCGGACGGGGACGACUCCAUCGACCAGAGCCCGCUGGCCGAGGAGAAAUACCGCAAGACGGACGACCUGGACAGCCUCUUCAAGCGCUACGGCGCUCUGAACAAGAAAGAGCACAGGGAUUCUGAGAGCCCAGAGCCGGAGGAGCCCUUCUCCCUCACCCCACGCACUGAGGAGAAAUACAAAAAGAUUGAUGAGGAAUUUGAUAAAAUGAUGCAGAGCUAUAGGCUGUCAUCUGGCGUGCCGCAGCCCACCUUCUCGAUGCCAGUGACCGUCCCCGUGUCCAACCAGGGCCUGCAGUUCAACAGCAACAACCCCCUGGUCACCACCACCUCCUUCAUAAGCUCCGCCCUCACAGACCCCCGCCUCCUGUCGCCACAGCAACCAUCCCUGCAGAGGAACGCCGUGUCCCCCGGGCUUCCACAGCGGCCGGCGAGCGCAGGUACGACCCAGCACGGGCGGGUUUUGGGUUUAGAGCUCUGA
Molecule: messenger RNA, 780 nt
Organism: Knipowitschia caucasica
Lineage: Eukaryota; Metazoa; Chordata; Actinopteri; Gobiiformes; Gobiidae
Source: the annotation of a GenBank genome assembly